Fragaria vesca subsp. vesca is the source of this 1436-nucleotide messenger RNA. RefSeq lists its product as uncharacterized. The record is from RefSeq and is a predicted model, not a curated record. Bases 38 to 451 code for a protein of 137 amino acids. The transcript has 5 exons. NCBI's taxonomy places the organism in Eukaryota, Viridiplantae, Streptophyta, Magnoliopsida, Rosales, Rosaceae. Gene Ontology annotation, cellular component: transcription factor TFIIIC complex. Gene Ontology annotation, biological process: transcription by RNA polymerase III.
UGAGACUGGAGCAGCUUCUUUAUUCUGGUUUGAGGCUAUGGAGGUAGAUAGUGUCAGCAAUGAACUUCAGCAUGAAGAAGAAUACGUAUUGCUUGAUCUUGAUUCAGUAUCCUCGCAGUUUGAAAUACCAGAAAACGCACCAUAUGUUCUUUCCGGUUUAGACACAAUGCAUCCAGUACUGAUUAUAGAUGACAAACUGAAGUUGGUUGGAGAAUGGGAAGAAACUAUUGGAACAUGCCUUAUUUUCAGAGAAGGUUCUAGUCCCGUAAGUCAUGAAGAAACAGGACCAUCGGAAGCAAACCUUUUUGCCGGCAAAUGCAUAGUUGAUCAAAACGUAUAUCAGUGCAAGCAAGUAAAUCCACUUGGCUGUGCAUAUAGAAGAUUAAAAUUUAGAUUGGCACCAGAUUGUGACUCUCAUGGUUCUGCAUCCAUAGAGGCUGAGAAAGUUUGAAGAAGUUUUUGCAGCACCCUGAAGAUCAGAAUAUCCUAAUGGUACAUGAGGUAGAAAUCAAGACAUUGCUGUUACUAGCUCAUUUCAAAAUGUUGAUGUUACUAACUAAUUUGCUUCAUUGCUCUAGUAAAAACAAAUUCUAAAGAUACUCUUUAUUUCAAGGUACUGAGAAAGUAAGGUUCUAUUUUCUUUGAAGUAAUAUGGUAAAGAUCGGUAGAACUGAAUUCAAGUACUCACUAAUUAUUGUCGUUCGGACUUGUAGCAAGUUAUGUGUGUCGCAGUUUGGGAGUUUGUGAUCGGAUAUAGGACUAGGAAAGGAUUUCAAUCUUCAUGACUUCAUGUCGCCAAGGUAUCUUGUUGUGGAAUUACAAUGGAUUUUUUUUAAUCUUUUCCCUUCUAGAUCACGGAUCAGAGAAUUACAGGUUAGUGCCACGUUAUCAACUACAGAGUUGAUAACAUACAACAUUAUAUGUAUGUUGAACUCAUAUGCAAAGUGGUUCUGUACUAACCGCAGAAUAGGUUUGUGCAGACUUGUUUUGUUAGUUGUUACAUUAUUCUAAGCUAAGGUCUUCUGGUUUUCAGAGCUUGCUGCAAUCUAGCUACAAGUAUUCGUCCUCAUUUUGUUCAAGUUCCAUGCGAAGUUUGUUGUCAUUCUGUUUGGAUUAGUCUUCGGCUAUCAUAUGUCAAGUGGUUGUCUAUUAACUACCCAGUAGGCUUGUGCAGGCUUGUUCAGUUACUGUAUUCUUUUAAUUUUCAGUGUGCUUCAACCUAUAGAUCAAGGUCCUUAGAGCUUGAUGGUAGAUUUAGGAUGAACAAAACCAUAACCUUGUGAUAUAAGCACUAAAGCUCUUCUAUAUCUGAAAGAACUUUGAAUCUGGACGUGACAGAGGGUUUGCUCCAUUAAUUGUAGAAAUUGUGUUCCAAUGAACAUUUAAGUCAGAUGUGGAGAAUCUAGGCCUUGGUACGUAUUGAGAAACUUUGGUGA